UCAUAAUAAAAAAAUUUAUAAAUAUUUUAAUUUUGAAUUUGAGUGUUUUUUAAUUAUUAAGAUAUUUAAAUAAUAUAAAUAUUAUUUACAUAUCACAUUUUGAAUUACAAUAAAUUUUGAUAAUUAAUAAACAAAAUAUUAAUAUAAAUUAUUUUAAUUCAUAUAAAAUAAUAAUUUUAUAUAUACAACACAUCUUUCAUAUAUUUUAUUUUAAAAUAUUUACAGUCUAUAACUUACAGCUACAAUAAAUUAAACUACAGCAAAAAUCUCUGCAGAAAAAGUCUACAGUAACAACUUUACAACUACAACCAAUUUAUCUACAGCUAAACAUCUACAGCUAAAUUUUUAAAGCCACAGUCGAACCAAUCAUCACCUAUGGUUCUACUUUAAUUUCCGAAUAUAUGAAUCAUAAGCGAAAAAAAUAUGUAUAUUAAGUUUUUCCUGCGUAAGUAAGUCGCAUAUCCUAACCUAGUAUUUAUUAAAUCACAUCAUUACACACGUCUGUCUUUAUAUUUUCUCCUUUGGGAUUUAUGUACAAACUUUCGUUAAAUAAUGUUUAAUUCAGAAAAUGGAAUAGCAAAAUCUAAGGACAAAUUUUUAAGGGUUUCAAUGCUAGCUUCUUUCUGUUCAAGUUCCACUAUAGACCAUGAGGCAAAAAUACUGCAUUAGUAUAUUUUAUUUAAAAAAAAAUAACUUGGAGAUGCGGUGUAUCGAACCCGGUGCCUCUCACAUUCAAAUUCCACUAUAAAUUGGACUGGGCUGAAGUUUAUAUCAACGAAAUGAGGCCCAAAAUUAACAGUUGGAUGGUUGCUUUCGAAGACCAAAAACGACAAAUUAAGGGAGGACAGUGUUUCACAAACAAAAAAAAAAAAAGAAGGACAGUAGAACAACAUACUUUUUGUCGUCUUCUUCAACUUUUGGAAACUUUAUUCCCAAAAAUAUAUAAAGUAAUAGUGGGGAAGACUUUUUUUAACGCUCGUUUAAAACACAUUAGUCGGUCCAUAUGCUUACCAAAAAGUCAUUGAUAGUACAAUAAAAUGAAUUAUAUUAAAAUAAUUUCACUAAUAAAUGUAUGCCGAAGAUUUUUGUUUUUUUUUUCCACGGCUUGGUUAAUUGCAUUCUUUUUCCAUCCAAAACAUAGCGGGAAAAAAUAAUUAGUGGAAUGAAAAAAAUAAAAAUAAUUAGUAAACUGUUCUUCAACAUAAACCAAAUCGCUAGAGAGAGAAAAAGAGAGAGAGAAGAGAGAGAAGAAAAGUAGAUCUCCUUGUGGUUCCGGUGAGCGGCCGGCGCGUCUGCGCGCGUGCCGUCGCCGGAACCGCGGUUUCUGUCGUAUAAAAGCUUUGUUAAGGCAUCUCCUUCGUAUCCCCCCCCAUUUUCGCCUUGUCCGACCUCUGGCUCCGGCCUAAUCCAUGGUGCAUGGUGGUCGUUUGUGUGGAGUUAGGACGCGGUAGUGGGAAGGUUCUCGAUGGAGGAGAGGCGGCUCGUUUAGAUCAAGGUUAGAUUCCGGGAGGUGGAGGCUCUUUUUGCUCCGCCGCCGUCGGUUCUGUUUUCGGGAGGGGGAGGCUUACCUAGCUCCGUCGUCGCCGUCUUGUCUCCGGAGGGUGGAGGCUACAGUAGCUCCAUGCUGCCGGUUUGGUACCCGUAGAAAAUUUGGGUGUUAGCGGUGAAAGUUCGGUUAGGGUUUUGUUCUUGUCGGCUCGGGUGGAAUCGAGAUAGUGCGGAUGAGAUCUUAGGAGAAGAUGAAGCUCUCCGUCUAUGAGACCGCCGACAAGAGAAGUUAGCUGUGGGUGUGGUGUGAGAAGAGUGGGUGGUCCGGAUGAGAGCGCGGUUUGUCCGAUGACGCUUUCGGUGGAGGACCACCGGGAAGGAAGGUGUUUUGUUGCGGGGUAUGAGAUCCGGCGAAACGAAGCACGGUUAGAUAGCUCCGACGGCGUCCCGAGGCGGAGACGGUCAGGUAGAGACGGUGUGCGACGCGUGUCGAUCCGAUGGCACAGAUGCUUCCACGUGUUCAGCAGCCAGUCUCCUUGACGCGUUUGAUCCAGCCGACGUCGGUUUGGGCUUGAUUGGUUUGGGCCGCGGUCCGUUUAUAGCGGUUAGACUGUAGCUGGUUUGGCUUUUGGGCUUCGUGCCUUUUGUUUAAGUGUUUGGGCUUCGGAUUUUGUAAUUUGGGCUUGGCCCGGUAUCAUUAAUCUAUAUAAAAAUCUUGACGGGAAAAAAAAAAAUUAGUAAACUGUUCUUUUAUUUAUGUUUGAAUAUUAAAUAUGAAAUCAAAUAUGAAGACAAAAAAAUUCGUAAGAAGUGGAAAACGAGAGGCACACGUAUCGAAAAGACAAAAUAGAUAACGACAAAACUUAAGAAAGCCCUCAAAUAAACACGCCAAUCAUAUAUGGCGUGUUCUGCUAGUAUUCUCCUCUUUUAUUUUUGAUUGUUUAGCUGCCUCCGUUAACUUCUUUUUUUGAAACACAAACUGCCCUUGUUUGACAAAAAAAAAAAAAAACACAAACUGCCCCCGUUAACAUUUUGGUUCUUUAUACAUAAAUUCACAGCUGUGAUUUGAAUAUAUACCGUAAAAUUAUAAGGUCAUAAACUAACUGUAAAUAUAAAACGCACAGUGCUCAAGUUAUGAACUGAAUACUGCAUACCAGGUUUUAAACUCAUCUUAUUAAUAACUAAACGAGAACAACACAACUCUUUUGGCGCCACAUGCCAUGGCGUUGGUCGCACGCUGGUUAGUUUCUUUUGCCAUCUUCCCUUAACUAAUUUUGUUUUUAUUAAGAUCUGCAUUCACGUUUUUAUAAUAAUAAAAGAACCAAAACCCCAAACAAUCUCUCUCUGUCCUUCACCUAAUUAUAAGUCACAACCAUCAAUUUAUUAAAAAGAUCUUUAAUUUUUUUCUUUAAGUAGUUCAAAUCUGCAUUGCCAUACGUUUUAUAUAUCUACAUUUUGACACCCUACACUUAAUUCUAUAAAAUAUACACAUUAGAUGAUGUGUGAUCUUUUGAUGAGAACUUUUAUUCUCUUGACUUGAAUUUUGCUUACAAAUUGUCGUUGUUCUAGUGAAAAAGUCGUUUCCAUCACCUAAAUUGUGCCAAACAAAAAAGUAUACACUAGUUCUUUUCUCCACUGAGUGUAUAGUUAUGAUGGAUAAUAAUAUAGUAACAUAUAAGAAAUAGUGGUAUGUAAUAGAAAGAUUACUAGGUGAAAGCAAAACAACAGUUUAGAUAUUCGUGAAAUUAUAGCAUAGAUAUGCAAAUCAUUGUAGAUCAAUUACAAUUUCACAAAAUGACAGAAACUAUAUAUUGAUCUUAAAACAUACAUAGACACAUAAUCUCUCUGCCAACUCAUGCGAGGGAUAGGAUUAUUAAUGAAAAACAUAAAAUAAUGAAGGAUUGUAUUUUUCAGAACUAAAAAUGAAAUGUCGGAAAGUAUUUAAACAUAUCCGUAGAUUAUAAUAGUAAGGAAAAAAAAUAGGGGGUCAAAAGGAGCAAUUAUGAGAGAGCGUGUCGUGCCAACAAGCCAAUCCUCUCUCUAUCUCUCUUCACAUGAUACCAUGGCCAAUCUGCUACUUGUUUUUACAAAUUACAAUUAAUACUAUAUUUUAUUAUUAUAAUUGAGAAUUACUAAAUUACCUUAUCGCUGUCAGUCGACAAUGAAAAAAAGCGAAGAGAAUAAGUAAAUACGAAAAUAGAAAAAUUGAGGGGGAAAAGUGGAUAGUCGUCAGGGACCCACAGAUGGAAAGAGUAUAACUCGGUCGUCCGGUCCAUUCGUCACCGUCCGAUGUGUUAUUUAUUUCUAGUCUCUCACCUUUGACCAUAUCUCUUUGCUCUCUUGGUAGUAGGAAAGAAGAGCUCUGUACUUGUUGUUAUCUCUCUGCCUCCUCUUUUUUAUCUCCAUAGUCUCUUCCUCUGUUGCUAGCUAGUUUUUGCGAUGGCUGCUGGAAACGAAGUCAACCUUAACGAAUGCAAGAGAAUAGUCCCACUCAACACAUGGGUCCUCAUUUCCAACUUCAAGCUCGCUUACACCCUCCUCCGCCGUCCCGACGGCUCCUUCAACCGUCACCUCGCCGAGUUUCUCGACCGCAAAGUCCCCCCCAACUCUUUCCCCCUCGACGGCGUUUUCUCCUUCGACCACCUCGACUCCUCCACCAACCUUCUCACCAGAAUCUACCUCCCUGCUCCCCUCGACCCCUCCCGCUACGGCGCCGUCGACCUCACGGAGCCUCUCAGCACCACCGAGAUCGUCCCCGUUCUCGUCUUCUUCCACGGCGGUAGCUUCACUCACUCCUCCGCCAACAGCGCCAUCUACGACACUCUCUGCCGACGGUUAGUGACCAUAUGCGGCGUUGUUGUUGUCUCUGUUGAUUACCGGAGGUCGCCGGAGCAUCGUUACCCUUGUGCUUACGACGACGGAUGGAACGCUCUCAAAUGGGUCAAGUCCAGAAUCUGGCUUCGGAGUGGUAAAGACUCUGAUGUUUAUGUUUACUUGGCUGGUGACAGCUCUGGAGGCAACAUAGCUCAUAAUGUUGCUGUCAGGGCGACCAACGAAGGAGUUAAAGUGUUGGGGAACAUUCUUCUUCACCCUAUGUUUGGUGGGGUAGAGAGGACUCAGUCUGAGAAGAGACUUGACGGUAAAUACUUUGUUACUGUUCAAGAUCGAGAUUGGUAUUGGAGGGCUUUUUUACCUCAGGGUGAAGAUAGAGAUCAUCCGGCUUGUAAUCCCUUUGGUCCUCGAGGACAAUGCCUUGAAGGAGUCAAGUUUCCCAAGAGUCUUGUCGUUGUGGCUGGUUUAGAUCUUGUUCAGGAUUGGCAGUUGGCUUAUGUCGAUGGGCUUAAGAAGACUGGUCAGGAUGUUAACCUUUUGUAUUUGAAGCAGGCUACCAUUGGGUUUUACUUCUUGCCUAACAAUGAUCACUUCCGUUGUCUUAUGGACGAGUUGAAAAAGUUUGUGCACUCGAUAGAGGAUGAUAGUCUAAGCAAGUCAUGUCCUAUUCUUCUGACUCCAUAGCAACAUGAAUAUAUGUCUGCUCUAUGUUGAUGUUCUAUACAUGAAGAGAAGAAGAAGAAGAGGAUUGGAUGCUCGGUUUGUUUUGAGUACUUAGCUAUUGUGUAGUGCUCACUGCUUAGUCACGUUUUUUGUGUCUUCAUUAGUCUAGGCUUAUUGUGAGAUUUUGUUGGUUGCGCCGGAAGCAAAAACCAAUUCUGUUAUCGGCAUGUAUCGGUUUAGGGAUAAACCGGGGAAUGGUACUUUGCUUGGUAGUAUAGGAGAUAGUCUUUAGUUGGCUCUUGAGUAUAGGGUAAAACUUGUCCUUGGCAUGGAUUUGUAUGUUUAUACUUUAUAUUAACCUUUUUGUCUUCCAUGCUUUUAAUAAAAAGAGCAUGUCUUUGUGGUUCUAGUUUUUUCACCAUGUUCUCGUUUUGUUUAACUCAUGCAUUGAAGUUUUUUGCCUUACCAUGCACAAUUUUUUUUUUUAAAUACCCCUUUAAGGUUUUCCAAUUUCGAACCCAUUCAAGCAUUUGCUCUGCCUUUGCUAUAACUGUAACAUAAUAAAGGUCUAAGAGAAAACCCUAGGGAGACAUAUUGCAAUGGCGUUUGACUGAGUAAUAAAGAAAGAAGGUAGAUGAAAUGAAUGUGAUAGAAGAAAAAGACAAGUGUUGUGUGUGCAUUUGAGGCAAAAGCUUCACAAUGCCAAAACCAAACCCCAUCCACCCAUAUGAUAGAAAAAAGCUUACACAACCAAAUUUAAUAUAUAUAUUAAAAUAAUGUU
Molecule: messenger RNA, 5764 nt
Organism: Brassica rapa (field mustard)
Lineage: Eukaryota; Viridiplantae; Streptophyta; Magnoliopsida; Brassicales; Brassicaceae
Product: gibberellin receptor GID1B
Biological process (GO): positive regulation of gibberellic acid mediated signaling pathway; raffinose family oligosaccharide biosynthetic process; floral organ morphogenesis
Cellular component (GO): nucleus; cytoplasm
Molecular function (GO): hydrolase activity; gibberellin binding
Source: RefSeq, a predicted model, not a curated record